GAGCCGCACACUCGUAUUAGUAUUCACUCAGUUACCUGUUGUAUUGCAUCUUCAAGCCUACACAUCCUCAUCAUGAUGCAAUUCUUCGUUCUCCUCUCCGCACUCUACCUUCUCGUCGCCCCCGCUCUCGCCGUCAGAGUCAGCUACGACAAUACCUAUGAUAACCCUGACAACUCUCUCUCCAUCGUCGCCUGCUCUAACGGCGAGAACGGCCUUCUUACCAAGGGCUUUACCGACUUCGCUUCACUGCCGACUUUCCCUAACAUCGGUGGUGCCCAAGCAGUCGCUGGCUGGAACUCACCGAACUGUGGGACUUGCUGGGAGUUGUCGUACAAGGGCAAGAAAAUCAAUGUCUUGGCUAUUGAUCAUGCCGGAGAUGGCUUCAAUAUUGCCCAGACGGCGUUGGAUGAGUUGACGAACGGGCUGGCUGUGGAAGUGGGAGUCAUUCAGGCUGAUGCUAGGCAGGUCUCGAGACGUCGUUGUGGCUUGUAAGCCACUUGAUACACAAACCAAUUCAUAAUAACCAUCGGACACUCACGGACACUCAUACGGACACUGUAUUGUAACACUGUUGAAAGAACUGGCAGAUGCUGUUUUAUCAGAUAUGUACAGUUAUGGAAGCAAUCAUACUUUUGCGAUCUUCUCG
Messenger RNA from Somion occarium, 646 nucleotides. The record is from the annotation of a GenBank genome assembly. Lineage: Eukaryota; Fungi; Basidiomycota; Agaricomycetes; Polyporales; Cerrenaceae.